Protopolystoma xenopodis is the source of this 405-nucleotide messenger RNA. NCBI's taxonomy places the organism in Eukaryota, Metazoa, Platyhelminthes, Monogenea, Polystomatidea, Polystomatidae. The record is from the annotation of a GenBank genome assembly.
AUGCACUUGAUAAAGAGAGGUUUGUGCGUCUACAUUCAAGAACUAAGUGACCAAUUUGUUUCACAUUUCUUACCCCUCCGACCCCAGUCUGCUUUACAGUCUUUUGGGCGACCCGGUGGCAAGCAGCUGGCUAUUCACUCUUCUUCGGUGCUUACCAGUUUGCAAAGUCGGUUGGCUCGGGUAUCAACGGCUUUCAAGACAGUGUUGGAGCGCCGCUCAGAGUCUCUGAAAGCGCAAGCCCGUCGCCGAGGUCACUAUUUGGAUAGUGGAUCGGCUCCAGACAAUGCUUCAUUGGAGGCGGAACUGGGUAGUGCGACGGUCCCUGCACCCCCACUUAUGCCUACGAGCACUGUCAUGCCUUCGAUUUUGCUCCAGGUGGGACAUUUUCACCCGAACCCUUCUUAA